ACGGAAGUUUUCACCGUUGCACCACUGAUGUAACUUUCAUUUCCUGAGCAGUAAGGGUCACAGACAUGAGUAGAGUUUGUGAAGUGUUCUUUUAAUAACUCUGUUGAACCUUCUUUGAACAAUCUCUGUUGUAUCUGAAUAAUGUUACGGACAGUAUGUCGGACGGGCGGGGCGCUCUUACAGCAAACCCAGCGCACUGUGCCAAGGUUGUGGGUUACACCUGCCCAGCAGCGAUGGGCGUCCACCCUUCCCAUGAACACCGUGGUCCUGUUUGUGCCUCAGCAGGAAGCCUGGGUGGUCGAGAGGAUGGGGCGCUUCAAUCGGAUCUUAGAGCCGGGUUUAAACUUCCUCAUACCGCUACUUGACCGAAUUCGUUACGUGCAAAGUCUCAAAGAGAUUGUUAUUGACGUCCCAGAGCAAUCUGCAGUAUCUCUAGACAAUGUAACACUACAGAUUGAUGGAGUGCUUUACUUAAGGAUACUAGACCCUUUUAAGGCCAGUUACGGUGUGGAGGAUCCAGAAUAUGCAGUCACACAGUUGGCACAGACCACUAUGCGGUCGGAACUGGGCAAACUCACAUUGGACAAAGUGUUCAGGGAAAGGGAGUCCCUGAAUACCAACAUCGUCCACUCCAUCAACCAAGCUUCAAACGAGUGGGGUAUCCGUUGUCUCCGUUAUGAAAUCAAAGAUAUUCAUGUUCCACCUCGUGUCAAAGAGUCCAUGCAGAUGCAGGUGGAGGCUGAACGGAAGAAGAGAGCCACAGUGCUGGAGUCUGAAGGGACGAGGGAAGCGGCCAUUAACGUUGCAGAGGGUCGUAAGCAAGCUCAGAUUCUGGCAUCAGAGGGUCAAAAGGCUGAGCAGAUCAAUAAAGCAGCUGGUGAGGCCCAAGCAGUCCUAGCAAAAGCAGAGGCGAAAGCGAGGGCUAUCUGUAUGCUGUCUGAAGCUCUGACUGAGCAUAAUGGAAAUGCAGCAGCAUCACUCAGCGUGGCCGAACAGUACGUGUCUGCUUUCUCUAACCUUGCCAAAGAGUCCAACACCAUUCUUCUGCCCUCCAACACCAGCGACAUCACUGGGAUGGUCACACAGGCAAUGAGCAUUUACAGCACAUUGGCAAAGCCAAACCCAAAAGCAGCACCAGAAGAGGUGAAGAGCGAAGAGCACGAGAUCUAGUCGACAUCACCUCAAUAACACAACUCAGUUAUGAACUCAAAGCAGUGAAACGACACGGAACCAGAAGGAACAGGCUGUGUGUCAGAAUUCUGGGCCCAAAGGUGUCACUGGUCCAGCAAAGUCCACAUACCCUCUACCUUCAGGCAAAAAAGGAGAACUUGAUAAACUGCUGGAAUAUUUUGCCUUGGUGUUCUGGGAAAAAAUGUCACAUGUUUUGAAAGAGGAUGUUUAACUCGUCAGUGAGUAUUGUUUCUGUUUAGAAUAUUCAGAUUGGGAAAUUAACAGCAGACAAACAAAGUCAAACACCAGAUUUUUGCAGAGAAUUUGAUGGGAUGUAUCAGUCACUGUGGCCAGGAGCGUAAAAUAGUUACCAUGGAUAUUGUGCAUGAAGUUUUGUGCGUUUCAUAACCCAUGUAUUUCUGUAAAAUAUAAACUUCAGGUUUAUUUCAAGGUGUAAUCUUCCAUUUUUGAAUUUGAAGGCAUGCCUGCAAAUUUAAAAAUGAAACUGAAAGAUCAUCUUGUUUUUCUUUUGCAAUCAUUUUCCAAGUGCUGCUUCAGCAGGAGUAACUGCUUUCAGGUUCUCUGGGCUCGCUACCUUUAAUUUGAUCAUUAAGCUAGAUCUGUUGAUCCAUCUGCUUUGAUACGGCUUGUUUACAGACAUCAGUGACAAUUCUUCAACUGUCUUUAGUUUAGUGGGACCAGCAACGUUGUAUUGCUACAUAAGAUGUCUGGCUGGGUGCCUCAGAAUUGUUGGAAGUUUCCAAAUGUAUAAUGAACCCUUAAUUUGGCCUGUUAGAUUACUAUAUCUACUCCCAGAAAUCCCUAUUAAAUGAUCUGCAUUAGAAAAAGUGAGGAGGUGAUGGCUUUGAAAUCAGAAACAACUCCCAUAACAAGGUUAGCAUAGGAGUAACUUUUUUCCCCCCUCCCUUUAUUUGUAUUCACCUCUUAUGUCUUAAGGGAUGUAUUUAUUAAGUUUAGUGGUUCUCAGCAAAGACACAGCAAAGUGUCUGGGAAGGCAAAGUGAAACUGGCACUGAUGUGUCUGAGAAACUCUCACAAAGAGAGUGGAGCACAGUAGGUUCAAGGCAUAGAGGGACAUAGAGUGAAAAAGCACUUCUGCAAAAUAAGACCAUUACAUUUAAAGAGGAUUUGGUAUUGAACAAUUCAUGUGAAACACCAUGGAUUUUGGAAUGUUGAUCUAUUAAAGAAAAACUGGUAGUAUGAUUUCUGAUUAUUUUAGUUGCCCCAUGUUUUGGAUCACCGUUAAAGUUCAGCAAUGUUUAAGUACCACAAAAUUAAAAUAAAUCAAAUCAAGUUGA
Molecule: messenger RNA, 2488 nt
Organism: Notolabrus celidotus (New Zealand spotty)
Lineage: Eukaryota; Metazoa; Chordata; Actinopteri; Labriformes; Labridae
Gene: stoml2
Product: stomatin (EPB72)-like 2
Exons: 10
Coding region: 142-1170 (342 amino acids)
Cellular component (GO): membrane
Source: RefSeq, a predicted model, not a curated record